GUUAGUGGUUAUCUAUGGGAGAAAAUACAAGAGGUUUUCUACUUCUGCUGAGUUAUCGACCAAUGACUGUCGAGGCUACGCGCAGCCGUAGCGCUACGAUAGAGAAGCGCGGGGCGCUACACCGUAGACAGAAGCUGCUACGAAUCUGCUACGCCAGGCGACUGAAAAAAUGUGUUAGCACGGUGCGAUUAGAAAUUGAUGUGGGACAUCGGUAGCCAGCAAUGCAGGGGCUCCAAGCCGCGAAAGAGAAGGCCUCAGGCCUCUUCGCCAACAAACCCCUUCUCUUCAAAAAUGCUCAGUAUGAGAACUUCCACGUGGAGCAGAAGGGAUACGAUCAGAUGUACGAUGGCGAAGACCUGGAAACGCCUCCGUCCCCCGACAGGCCGCCGCCAAGACAAAUUGACAAGUACGUGCGGCCCGAGUGUCCAUGCCUGAGCGCUCGCUACACAGUGGCGCUGCUGGCAUGCUUCGGCUUCAGCAUCAUGUUUGGCAUGCGUUGCAACAUGAGCAUGGCCAAGCUGAAGAUGGUCGGCAAACACAACGAAUCAGCAGGUGAACAUACGGAAACUCCGUUCAACUGGACGGUGGAAGUAGAGUCCUCAAUAGACUCGUCCUACUUUGCUGGCUACCUCAUAACACAAGUUCCCGGCGGUUUCUUCGCAUCUAUGUACCCUGCGAACAAGAUCUUCGGCGCGGCUAUAGUGGCCUCUUGUCUCUUUAACAUGGCGAUCCCAGGAGCUAUGACUAUCGGACCUGCAGCUGUUGUUAUGCUUAAAGUUGCCCAAGGGUUUGUUGAGGGUGUCACCUAUCCAUCUUGUCAUGGUAUUUGGAGGGUCUGGGCGCCACCUCUAGAACGUUCUAGGUUGGCAACGCUUGCCUUCUGCGGAACUUACGCUGGAAUUGUGAUUGGCAUGCCUCUAUCUGGCUUACUCACUGAUUUUAUAUCCUGGCAAACACCAUUCUACUUCUACGGCGUUUCUGGAAUUAUCUGGUAUUUCGCUUGGCUGUGGUUGGUAUUUGAGAAGCCGAGUAAGCAUCCUAGUAUCUCUGGCAAGGAGUUGACCUACAUCGAGCAAUCUCUAGGUACCGCUGCACAAGCCGCUAUGCCCGGAUUUUGGAACACACCAUGGAAGGCUUUCGCUACCUCUCCACCUGUAUAUGCUAUCAUUGUAGCAAAUUUCUGCAGGACAUGGAACUUCUGUUUGCUUGUCAUCUUUCAGUCAGCGUAUUUUAGUACGAGAUUCAAUAUGAAAAUAACAGAGUCCGGUUUUGUGGGAGCCAUACCUCACCUUAUUAUGACUUCACUGGUUCCCAUUGGUGGAAUGAUGGCAGAUUACUUGCGCAAGAACAACAUCAUGUCCACCACAAAUGUACGCAAACUCUUCAACUGUGGCGGCUUUGGGCUGGAAGCUUUCUUCUUUGUUCUUACUGCUUAUGCCGAUAAUAAGUACGUAGCAACUAUCGAGCUGACGCUUGGCGUGGCGUGCAGUGGCUUCGCUAUAUCUGGAUACAAUGUUAACCAUCUGGACAUCGCACCGCGGUAUGCUUCCAUCCUGAUGGGUCUGUCUAACGGUAUAGGAACCAUCGCUGGAUUCAUCGUGCCCAUUGUUAUCGACUAUAUGACUCAGGAUAAGGAAAAUCUGGAAAAGGCGAUAACGGAAUGGCGAGCGGUAUUCCUUGUGGGCGCCACUGUGCACUUUAUUGGCAUCACAAUCUAUGCAAUCUUCGCGUCUGGGGAAUUGCAGCCCUGGGCAGAACCCACACCACCCUACGAGAGUCCCAUGAAAUCCUUGGACAAUGAGACUACUUUCACGCAAGAACCGUCAGCACCACUAAAGGGCACGGAAGCUCCAGCGUAUGGUGCAAUCGCGGCACCUCCGCCACGGCCCCCGGCGCCUCAAGAGCACGUCCCCAACAACCCCUUCGUAUCCGGCGCCUUUUAUCAGGCGGAACCGGUUCAGCCACCAGCGCAAGAGUAUCAGGAACCUAGUGAAGAUGGCACCUAUUAGUCGACUUCUCAGGUAAGUAUCUCAAGU
Molecule: messenger RNA, 2036 nt
Organism: Papilio machaon (common yellow swallowtail)
Lineage: Eukaryota; Metazoa; Arthropoda; Insecta; Lepidoptera; Papilionidae
Gene: VGlut
Product: vesicular glutamate transporter 1
Exons: 13
Coding region: 222-2009 (595 amino acids)
Biological process (GO): neurotransmitter loading into synaptic vesicle; regulation of synapse structure or activity; monoatomic anion transport
Cellular component (GO): synaptic vesicle membrane; excitatory synapse
Molecular function (GO): neurotransmitter transmembrane transporter activity; L-glutamate transmembrane transporter activity
Source: RefSeq, a predicted model, not a curated record